AUGUCUGUUAUUACUGCUGCUCCUCUGUUAGCAUUGCUAAGAGAGAGUGAUAAUACUGUAAAAUCUUAUGCCUUAAAAUCCAUUAAUGACGUUGUGGAUCAGUUAUGGAGCGAGGUAUCUAACGAUAUUACUGAUAUCGAGGCGCUAUAUGAAGAUAGCAAAUUUCAGGAUCGUAAAUUAGCUGCCUUAGUGGCAUCUAAAAUAUACUAUAAUUUGGGGGAGUAUGAGUCUGCUGUGAAAUACGCUCUCGCAGCAGAGGAAUACUUUGAUAUUAAUGAAAAGUCUAGGUACGUGGAAACUAUUGUUUCUCAAAGCAUUGAGUUGUAUAUCAAAUUGUCUAGUGAAAAAUAUGGUUCCAAUGGGGAAGAACUAGAUAAGCAGCUUGUUGGUAUUUUUGAGAGAAUGCUUAGCAAGUGUGUUUCAGCUGGUGAAUACAAGUUGGCUCUAGGAAUAGCAUUGGAGAGUUACCGUCUUGAUGUCGUUUCAAGGAUUUUAAAUCAGCAAACAUCAGAGACAAGCGCUUUAAAAUUGAUUACUUAUGUUUUAGUUGCUGCAACAACCACUGUGAACAAUACCUAUUUUAGAUUGAACAUCUUACAUGAACUUUUUGAAAUUUUAAUUAAAUUGAAGUCGCCAGACUAUUUUGCUAUAUCUAAGAUUAUUGUCAAUUUAAAUGAAUCUGACUUGGCUAGGAGGUUGUUCAAAAAAUUAGUUGCAGAGGAGAACUUUGAAAUCGCAUACCAGAUUGCAUUUGAUCUAGUUACCUCAGCUUCACAAGGCUUACUAAAUGAUUUGGUUACAUCUUUGAGUUCUGAAUCUUAUGAUAGCAAGCUUGUCGAAAUCCUCUCGGGAAUCCCAACCUGUGAUUUUUAUAAUACGUUCUUGUUUCAGAAUAAGAACGUUCGCUUGGGUUUGUUGAAUAAAUCCAAACUAGCAUUGGAUGGCAAAUUCUCAUUAUUCCACACAGCUGUCAGUGUAUCUAAUGCCUUCAUGCAUGCGGGUACCACUGAUGAUACAUUUAUUAGAUUAAACCUUCAGUGGUUAGGAAAAGCGCAAAAUUGGGCCAAGUUCACUGCUACUGCUUCUUUGGGGAUUAUCCACCAGGGCAAUUUAUCAGAAGGUAAGAAGAUUUUAGAGCCUUAUUUACCGGGUAGCCGCUCAUCUUCUCGGUACAUCAAAGGCGGUUCAUUGUAUGGUUUAGGAUUAAUAUUUGCUGGCUAUGGAAAAGAGAUCAUCGGCUACUUAAAGCAGCAAAUUUUAGAGAAUAGCUCUAACGCUAGUGAUGAGGAUGUUGAUGUAUUGUUGCAUGGUGCUUCUUUGGGUAUUGGUUUAGCUGGUAUGGGUUCGAAUAAUACAGAAAUCUAUGAAGCUUUGAAAGAGGUGCUAUACGCGGACUCUGCAAACUCAGGCGCAGCAGCAGCUUUGGGUAUUGGUUUAACAAUGUUGGGUUCUGGUGAUAAAGCUGUCCUCGACAACUUAUUUACGUACGCACAGGAAACUUCCCAUGGUGAAAUAACGAGGGGUCUAGCUGUUGCUCUAGCGUUGGUCAAUUAUGGCCGUGAAGAAUUAGCAGACGAAUUGAUUAAGAAGAUGUUGCAUCACGAAAACGACUUUUUACGUUAUGGUGCUGUGUACAUGAUUGCUUUGGCCUAUGCUGGGACUAGUAAUAACAAAGCUGUAAAGAAAUUAUUGCACGUGGCAGUUUCUGACUCAAAUUGUGAUGUCAGAAGAGCUGCUGUUACUGGCUUAGGUUUUAUUUUAAUUCGUGAUUACACUACUGUUCCAAGAAUCGUUGAGUUGUUGUCUGAGUCUCACAACCCUCAUGUUCGUUGUGGGACUGCAUUUGCAUUAGGUGUUGCUUGUGCUGGUAGAGGAUUACAAAGUGCUUAUGACGUUUUGGAGCCAUUAACUAAUGAUCCUGUGGACUUUGUUCGUCAAGCUGCUAUGAUUUCUUUGUCAAUGAUCUUGAUUCAACAAACCGAAAAAACUAAUCCGAAAGUGAAAGAAGUUAAUGAACAAUUUAGAUCUGUUAUAUCUAACAAGCAUCAAGAGGGUUUAGCGAAGUUUGGUGCAUGUGUUGCUCAAGGAAUCAUGAAUGCAGGUGGCCGUAACGUCACAAUCCAAUUGGAGAACUCCGAAAUGGGUACUUUAAACACCAAGUCUGUUAUUGGAUUAGCUAUGUUUACCCAGUUCUGGUACUGGUUUCCUUUGUCCCACUUUUUGUCAUUAGCUUUUACACCAACGUCAAUUAUCGGUGUUCGUAGCCAAGAUUUGGCCAUUCCAAAAUUUUCAUUUAACUGCCACACUAAGGAAGGCAUUUUUGACUAUCCAACAAGAUUCGAAGAAGAUGUUGACAAAGGGGUUGAAAAGGUCGCAACAGCUGUGUUAUCAACUACCGCUAAGGCUAAAGCAAGAGCUAAGAAGUCCAAGAAGGAUAAAGUACUAGAGCCUGAAAAAUUAAAGGAAGAUCCGAAAUCUGAAAAAGAUGUUAAGGAAAAGAAGGAAGUUGAAGUUAUUGAAGAAGAAGUGAAGAUUAAGUAUACAUCCAGCUCAUAUAAGGUUGAUAAUAUGUCACGUGUACUGCCACAACAGCUCAAGUACAUUGUAUUUGCCAAGGAGGAACGGUUUACACCUGUUCGGAAGUUUAAAGGUAGCAAUGGUGUUAUAGUGUUGUCAGACAAAACACCAGAUGAACCUGCAGAAAUCAUCAAGACCGUAAGACAAGAAAAAGACGUAGAAGCACCGCUACCUACACCUUUUAAGAUAAAUGAAGAGUUAGAGUUUUAG
Messenger RNA from Eremothecium cymbalariae DBVPG#7215, 2787 nucleotides. RefSeq names its product proteasome regulatory particle base subunit RPN2 (gene RPN2). The transcript has a single exon. Bases 1 to 2787 code for a protein of 928 amino acids. NCBI's taxonomy places the organism in Eukaryota, Fungi, Ascomycota, Saccharomycetes, Saccharomycetales, Saccharomycetaceae. Gene Ontology annotation, molecular function: enzyme regulator activity. Gene Ontology annotation, cellular component: proteasome complex; proteasome regulatory particle, base subcomplex; nucleus. Gene Ontology annotation, biological process: regulation of protein catabolic process; proteasome-mediated ubiquitin-dependent protein catabolic process. The record is from RefSeq and is a predicted model, not a curated record.